Molecule: messenger RNA, 3108 nt
Organism: Aspergillus nidulans FGSC A4
Lineage: Eukaryota; Fungi; Ascomycota; Eurotiomycetes; Eurotiales; Aspergillaceae
Exons: 3
Coding region: 1-2721 (906 amino acids)
Source: RefSeq, a predicted model, not a curated record
AUGGAGACUCCAAUACGGAUGGGCAAUGGUGCGAACUUAUACCUACCCAACAUGUCGUGGUUACAAGAUGCGACCCCCAUGGUCAAGACCCCGCGAACACCUCAGAGAUCAAGAUCCCACACACCCGAUCCCAACUCCUCGUCAAUAGUGAACCCGUCUUCCGCCCUACUGCAAGACCUGCUGAAGGAGCAACGUGCGUCACGAGGUGCCCGGACUGGUGGGCUAGAAGAGUUGGAGGAGAGUCCACAGCGUACGCCGGAGUGGUGUCAUAGCCAAUCCCUCACUAAUUCCCAGGAUGAACCGGGUUCCGAAAAACAGCAAACCGCAAAGCUGUCAUCGAAUGGCAGUGUGAGGCGUCCGCCGGAAAUGGGAGUCCGGGAAACGGAUCAGGUAGGUGUUGUGGUGCCGUACUUCUUGUAUGCCUGGCUGACCGAGUAUAAGUAUAUCUCGAAAAUCAGCAAACAAAACUUCGACCUCAAGCUGGAGAUCUUUCAUCGUGUGCAGCAGCUAUCAGUAUUGGAGAAGAAACUGGAACGGAUGCAAGAACUAGAGGAUGAACUCGAACGUAUGCGUGGCUUGGAGGAUGAGGUGCAAGAGCUUAGGGCCGCUGAGGAGGACAACCAAAGACUACGAGAGUCCAACGAGCAGCUGCGUCAGGAAAUUGACAAACGGGAUCAAGCCGUUACCGAAGCCGUGGAACUUAUCUGUCAACUAGAGGCUAGGGUGGAGGAACUUGAGAAGGAGAAUCCUCGGUCGUCGACGACCCAUCAUCCCUACGUUGAAUCUGGAGUUGCUACGCCCAGGAAUACGUCCACGCCCGAUAUCCCCGAGAGAACAUCCUCAAGGCGCGGUAUCAGGCAUGCAGAACGUCGCCGAGUCUCAUCCGGUUCCCGUAGUCUUCAGCGAGCGCCGUCCUUCCUGCUCGAAGAUAGCAAGAGCACGGCGGCGCUUCGAAGUCUUUAUGCGGAAACAGAUGAUACCCCUAUCUCUGUACCGACACCAAUCACAAAAUCCGAGAGCAUGAACUCUAUGGCUGAGACAGCUGAGCCAGAAUCACCAAGACUAAGUGCUCUAAGCGAGUGUAGCGAACUGAAUAUUGACGAUACUUUGGUCUCGGGAAACGGGUUUGACCAGAUCGAUAUUCCGGUACGGCGGCAGGAAACAAGCACUCAGGCCACGAACCUCUCGUCCGUCACCCUACGCAUGUCCGAUGCUGACACGGUUCGUGUAGACCAGUGGGUUCCCGAAGAGAUGGAUGAUACCUCUAAAGGCGGUACUACCCGGCGAAGGGACGUUUUUAAAGAGUCCCAGGCAUCAAGUCCGAGUAGCUCUAGCCGCAAAUCUAAGUUGGAAAGCAUUUUUGGAAGCGCACGGCUUCCCCCAACACCAGACACAAUGACUACAGCCUAUCCAGCCUGGGCCAAUAGCUCAUCCAACAGCACCAUCGCCGACAAGAGCCAGUCCGACCUGCGACGAUGCCUGACCCGAACACGGUCUGCCGAUGAGCUUACAGCGAGGCGAGGCUCAAUAACCAUGGAACCCAGAGAAAGCAUGGACUCGAACGUGAGCAAGGUCACAUUCCCACGGGCUAGUCUAGACGACAGGGACGAAGACCCUGCAAUCUUCCCACUGAGUAGCAUCCAGCAGCCCCGUUACGAUCCCUCCGCCAAUCAUGGGAUCUUCGCCGGAGAUUUUGAUAGGGUCCUCGCCCGAAUGAACAAAGACUACUAUUGUUCGUCUAGGCCAACCACUCGCGACGAAUUAACGAGUCUAGGCUCUUCGCCGCUAUCCAUGACCGCCGAGGACUGGAUCGAGGCAGCCCGCCCUGGCACAGGUCGUGUCCCUGUGUCCUCCCGAGUCGUAGGUGCACAUGCGCCCAGCCAGUCUUCAUUCCUAGGUCGUCGGCACAGCAUCGACUCCGCGGUUCGUGAGCCCACACUACCCAUAAUCCAAACUAUUAACCCGCGCGCUCUUAACGACGGUGACGCACCGCCCCUAACAGCAGGGCCUGAGCCCGAGGCACGCCGUAGAAUUAGCCUCAUUCCACCUUUCUUCACCCGCUCUGCCAAUGCUCGGCGACUCCAACCCUCCCCUAUUCCAGACCCUGCCGACAAAGAUGACGGCGCCCCAUCGCCGGUCAUCCGCAAGACGCGGAACCCGCCAUCCAGAACCCACCGCCCACUGUCUGGAGUCGGACAAGCAAGCGAAUUUUCUGCUUCUUCCGGCCCAUCAUAUGUCGAAGACGGCAUGUCCCGUUCCUUUACGGAAGCAAACAUCAACUCGCCGUCCCCUUCAUCAACCAGACCACCAACCUCCAAUGGCGGCAAAGACCAUCACAAACGCCGCGGCUCACUUGGCAUCUUCGGUUGGAUGAAGGGUGCCAGCGCUGGGUUGGGCUCCUCGCUCAAGAAGUCGGAUGUAUCACCGCAAAUCCAAACCUCAACAACCUCCAACAAACCGGAGACUCAGAUUACGGCACCCCCAACAGUAUCAACAGCACCUGCUUCCGCAAGCAUGACUGUCCGCGCCACGUCGCGCCUCGCGACUCACGAUAAUGUCACUCUUGCUGCAAAAGAACCUCAUAGCAAACCCACUGAAUCGGCAGCCGAGGAGUUGGCAACCUUUGCAACUCGAACCAGACAUCCAACGCGCUCUGACGAGCCCACUGAUGAGCAUGGGCGGCGUCCACGCUACAUGGAGCGACGGUCGAGACGAACUUGAUAUUUUCAGCACAGACCCUUCACACUCGGUAUUCCGUUUUACGUCCAUCCAAUAGAUUCACUAUCUAUACAUAAUUUACGACCCACAUCUCCUUUGAGCGGGACGGUCCGGGCAAAUACCAGCCCACCAACCUAAACUACUUCUUCCUGAUCUUAUGUGUCACGAUACCCAAUGAGCACUGCACGAGUACGAAUAUGAGCACCUACGUUCCGCUUCUGAUUUAUUAUCCAUUUGGCUUGACGUCGGAUAGUUGCGUUAGGAGCAUUCGUCAUAUGGUGUUGAGGACGCUAUAUCUAUUAUGUAUUUUAGUAUGACCCAAGCAUUAACCAAGUCAGAGUAGCAAAGCGACGAUGCUGAAAUAGGCCAUUGGUUCCGUCAUAAGUCCUA